CAUUGAAGGAGAAGCCCUGGUCAUCAUGCCAGUUCAUGAAUGCUGGCUGUGCUACCCAGCUUCUCGAGGUAGAGCCUCUGUGCAGACUGUCUGGGUGGUACCCACUUGCCCCAACUGUUGCUGGUUUCCAGGUUUUCUCCCUCCAGUCCCCCAGCCACCGUGUUCGCCCCGGGUGCUGCUGAGGGGCCCUCGUGGGGCUGUGCUUCCUGCUUCACAUCCCUCCCAGGCACUCCCCUCCACGUCCCAGACGCCCUGUUCUACUGGCCCCUGUCUCUGCCCUCCGCCCCCUACGCCUGGUAGUAGGCAGGAAAAAAAUACGCAGUCCGAGCUGCCAUACAAAAAAGGCCAACUUCAAAAGCUGCCAACAAUGAAUGGCUCCAAAGAUUCUCCCGGGUCCUAUGACUUCGACCUGAUCAUCAUUGGAGGAGGCUCAGGAGGACUGGCAGCAGCUAAGGAGGCAGCCAGAUUUGACAAGAAGGUGCUGGUCUUGGAUUUCGUCACGCCAACUCCUCUUGGAACUAGAUGGGGUCUCGGAGGAACAUGUGUGAACGUGGGCUGCAUACCUAAAAAACUGAUGCACCAGGCAGCUUUGUUAGGACAAGCUCUGAAGGACUCGCGCAACUAUGGCUGGAAACUCGAAGACACAGUUAAGCAUGACUGGGAGAAAAUGACAGAAUCUGUGCAGAAUCAUAUCGGCUCGCUGAACUGGGGCUACCGAGUAGCUCUCCGGGAAAAAAAGGUCGUCUAUGAGAAUGCUUACGGGAGGUUCAUUGGUCCUCACAAGAUUAUGGCAACAAAUAACAAAGGUAAAGAAAAAAUCUAUUCAGCAGAGCGGUUCCUCAUUGCCACCGGUGAAAGGCCGCGCUACCUGGGCAUCCCUGGAGACAAAGAGUACUGCAUCAGCAGUGACGAUCUUUUCUCCCUGCCUUACUGCCCGGGGAAGACCCUAGUGGUUGGCGCGUCCUAUGUCGCCUUGGAAUGUGCAGGAUUUCUGGCUGGUAUUGGUCUAGAUGUCACUGUAAUGGUGCGGUCCAUUCUCCUUAGAGGAUUUGACCAAGACAUGGCCAACAAAAUCGGUGAACACAUGGAGGAACAUGGCAUCAAGUUUAUAAGGCAGUUCGUUCCAACAAAAAUUGAACAGAUUGAAGCAGGGACACCAGGCCGACUCAAGGUGACUGCUCAGUCCACAAACAGCGAGGAGACCAUGGAAGGCGAAUUUAACACUGUGUUGUUGGCGGUAGGAAGAGAUUCUUGUACGAGAACUAUUGGCUUGGAGACCGUGGGUGUGAAGAUAAACGAAAAGACCGGAAAGAUACCUGUCACGGAUGAAGAGCAGACCAAUGUGCCUUACAUCUAUGCCAUCGGUGACAUUCUGGAGGGGAAGCUGGAGCUGACUCCCGUAGCCAUCCAGGCGGGGAGAUUGCUGGCUCAGAGGCUGUACGGGGGCUCCACUGUCAAAUGUGACUAUGACAAUGUCCCAACGACUGUAUUCACUCCUUUGGAGUAUGGCUGUUGUGGCCUCUCAGAAGAAAAAGCUGUGGAGAAAUUUGGGGAAGAAAAUAUUGAGGUUUACCACAGUUUCUUUUGGCCAUUGGAGUGGACAGUUCCAUCCCGGGAUAACAACAAAUGCUAUGCAAAAAUAAUCUGUAACCUCAAAGACGACGAACGUGUCGUGGGCUUCCAUGUACUGGGUCCAAACGCUGGAGAGGUGACGCAGGGCUUUGCAGCCGCGCUCAAGUGUGGACUGACCAAGCAGCAGCUGGACAGCACCAUCGGUAUCCACCCAGUCUGUGCAGAGAUAUUCACAACGUUGUCGGUGACAAAGCGUUCUGGGGGAGACAUCCUCCAGUCUGGCUGCUGAGGUUAAGCCCCAGUGUGGAUGCUGUUGCCAAGACUACAGACCAUUGCAUUGCUUCCUCGCCCACGCCCAGGUGAAAUUCAGGAAGGCUCUUGGGUCCUAGGCACGAAUCCAAGGUGCUGUCCUAAGGCCACCAGGUCCCUGGGAUCUUGCGUGUAGGAGGUGGCAGGUCAAAUGAGGCUGCAGCGUCGCACUGGGGUUACCAUGACAGACUCAGACUUAACGAUCGGCAGAGCAUCACAGGGAUGCAUCCAUGAAGUCACCAGCCUCAAGCCCAGGUGGUGGGCAGUGACAGAAGAGCCGCCGAUCUGUUGAGCUCCGCCUUUCCCUGUAGAUUGUCUUAGUCUCACUGUCAAGCUAUCGACUGUCAGUUCUGUUUUUCUUUUUUCCUCCAUGGGGUUAAUGAUACUAGAGAUAGGGGAUGCUAGCAAUCAGUUUUUGUCAUGACUGGACCUUCCACAUCAGUCUUGACUGUGUGGAAGGGGGUGAGAUGGGUUAUGAGAGCCAAACCAUUUUAUCCUGCGAAAGACGAGUUACCCUGUGACUGAAAUACACUGUCUUUACUAACCUGCAUUGUGUCCUUUAAUAAGUCUGAUGUCCUGCGUCACUGUCGCUGCUUAGGGAGGAGGUGGCGGCUCGGCUGAUCUGCUUGCACUGUGUUUCAUGGCUCUUGGGUAGCAUGGAGAGCGACCAGCUACAAAUGUCUCUCCUGGUACAGUUGCCGUCUGUUGGUCUAAGUGCGCUGAGACGGUUCUCAGUGGAAAAUGCUUAAUCUGCUUUAACCUUCUUGGUUUUGUGAGGUGGGUUUAGUUUUAAGCUUGUGUUCCAUAAGAACUGCAUUUACAGGCAAGUAGCUCUUUUUACACACAGCAUAUACGUCUUCUGAGGUAAUGACUUUCAUAACAUAAGUUAUUAUUAUUAUCGAACACAGGUGGAUGUGAAGGAUUUUUUAUUGAAAAACCAGAUUUUUUUUUUUUUUUUUCUGUUCAGUGAGCCCACAGGAACUCUGGUGGGACAGCCAGUGCUCGGCCGGCGUUGCUGCUGGGCGUUUACAGUGUAGUUUAGCUUCUAGGUUACGUGACCGUGAACACACUGGCUGAGGACUAUACAAACCAGGUUUCCCAUCGCACACAGCCAUCGGGCCACCCGCCCUGGUCCCAUAGCUCCUUUUUUUACCCUCCCCUCUGCCUGUUGUCACCUGCAGUGCUGUAUGGUGUUUCACAGCACCCUUCCGGGCCACCUCAGGGAAUGGGUUUGCUUGGUGUCUAGCCAGCAGCACCUACCCUGUCCCACGAGGCUCCCUCACAUCCCCCGUCCAUGUGUUGAAGACAGUGGGAAGAGAGAAAGGACCAAGGGAACCAAGAGAGUUGACUGUUGAGUUUUAUUUAUUUAUUUUUUUUUUAGUUUUUUUGUUUUCUCCCAUCUGCUAGUCUCUGAGAUCAGAACAGUGUAGGGUAACCGACUAAUCAUGUGAUCCUCUUAGUGGAAUGAAUUGUUCUGUCCCCACGAGAAGGAGUAUACGUCAUUGUUUAUAUAGUCUGUAAUCGCACAAUGUACUGUAAUGCAAAUUCCAAUUCCAUGUAUUUUUAUUACAAUUUUUCUGGAAAAAAAUGUGAACCAAUAAAAGGUGUUGACACACACGUGUGCCUUCUGACUGA
Arvicanthis niloticus (Nile rat) is the source of this 3516-nucleotide messenger RNA. The record is from RefSeq and is a predicted model, not a curated record. Lineage: Eukaryota; Metazoa; Chordata; Mammalia; Rodentia; Muridae.